AGACGAAAGGGGGAAGAAACAGUGCGGAAGGCGUGGGAGAACGUUUUACUCGCUUUCUCUCCCCAAUUUAAUCGGUUCUUCUCUUCUCCUUUCCUCUCCUCUUCGAUCAUUUCCUCUUCUCGACGCGCGUUGAUCCGAUCGACGCUUCGUCGCGCGCACAAAAGAGAUCGUCGAUUCGUCACCUGAUUUAUAUUUGUCGUUCGUUAAUCAAACCCACUCGGCACUUUGUUGACCUUAGUGGGUCAUGAAGAAGAGGAUAUGGAAUUGUCAAUUCUCGUCAUCACUUUCUACCAUGAGCAGAUAAGGUUUUGAGGCUUUGCAAUAUUGAUCCUGGGUUUUGGAUUUCUAUCCCUAUGAGAUUGUGAUGUACAGGCAACAGUGGUUCUAUUUGAAAAUAUAUUUGAUUGGGCCUUCAACUAUUAUGUCUAGAAAGGGAUUUAAGUCAGGGUUGCACUAUAGAAUCCCGUAGGUAUCUCGUCUAUCUUGACUCACAAACAUUUGGCAUAGAUGAGGUCAAUUGCAUCAAUGAUGAUAGUCAUGGAUCAUUACAAAAAUCAUGUGAUGCUGCUGCAAUAAAGAUGGUUUUGAGUAAUUCAGACCUUGGAUCUAUCUGAUUCUUCACAUGUAUAUGCUUGUAUAGCAUAGCUGGAGCCAAUGGCUAAGGAAAGCAUUAAACUUUCAGGUCUCUCUUAGCAUAUCUUUAGGUGAACUAAAUGAAUUGUCCUGGAUGAACUAAUUUUGGCUGGCUUGUAGGCCAUGACAGUGGAAUGGCAAUAAAUGUUGAGGUUCUUCUUGUAGUUGUCAUGAUUUAUACUUUCUUCUGUUCGACUGGUGUAAGAAUCAACAUACAAGAAUUAUUAACAGGGCAGUGGAAGGGCAUAACAAGACCAGGUGAACUUGAAGAAAUGGAGACUUGUCUUGUAAAAGAUGUCUUUUGGAGCCUAUAGCUAAUUGUUUAUAACUCAGAGUGCAACAGGCCAUCAUAAUAUUAUUAUGUAAUAUUGCAUAAAUCUUUUUUUUUGGGUGCUGCAAUCCAUUAGGAAGUAUCCUACUGAGCUAUCAUGUGAGCCACCACAUGAUGUCUGCUUGGACUUGCUUCAUAUAGAAGGCUGUUUUGUCUUCUUUGUUUAUGUAGAGGUGACAUACUGUACAAUGUAAAUGAGGUUUGUUACAGAAGUAUACUGAUAGAAGUUUGAAAUUUAAAUCUGCACAGUAGUAAUGUUCUUGGCAUGUUAUUUAAAUGAUCUUGAAAAUGGAUCUUCAAGGUAUUUCACACUUCCCAUGGUUCUGCCAGACAGCAUAGUCAAUAAUCAUAAUCUAGUCAGCCUUCAAAAUAGAGUAGCUGCUAAGACUCUUCUUUUUUUUUAUUAGCUGGACAUUUAUUAGAGCAUUAUCCUGCUAUUGUUCACAGCAAGUGUGGUGAUGAGGCCUAUCAAAGUACACAGUAUAUACUGACAUCAUUUAUGGGGAGUGUUAUCUUGAACGAAACUCAUGUUGAGAACUCAUAUUUGUUGUCUGCUGACCAUUUCUGUUUUAUUCUUUCCAAGUUCCAAACAUUGACGGUCAUUCCAACUUUGUAUGCAUGGUAUGCACUGCUGUUGUUUGAUUUAGUGAAGUUUAUCAUCAAAGAAACUCUUUGUCAAGAACUUAUGUCCUUUCUAGUCACCAUAUUUUAUUCUUCCCAAGUUCCAACAUUCACAAUGACAUUCCACCUAUAUAUAAAAUGUAUAUUAGACAGGUAAGUAUGAUUCAGUUACCAAGAACCUGUAUUUGAAGUUACAUUGUAAAGUAACACUAUCAUUCAUGAAUGAUAAUUACAUAUGUUUAUAGAAUCAACAUAAACAUAAACACUCUUAAAGUGACUUACUCCAUCCAGAUAACUAAUUUUAUCAUAUUUUUAUCUAACACUUCAAGCAGGACCAUAGAUACUAUGUAUGUGUAGUUUGUUACAUGACCUGGAGAAACUCUCAUAGGAUAAACAUAAUUAGACACAGCAAUAUUGAAACAAAAAUGUAAUAGUCACACAUAACUGAAACAGAAAUUUAUGUAUGGAAUAUUGGGUCGGAUAAUUUCAUAAAGGAUAAUUACAUAUGUUUAUAUGUGCACUCAUAAAAAUAACUAAUUCUAUCUAAACCACAGCCAUAGGAUAAUGACCUAUUUGAACAUCAUUGAUUCCUAACCAUUCGUAGAUAUCGUCACUCUUAACCUUAAAUAACAUCACGGAACAAAAAAGGGCAGGGCAUAAAGUGGAAGCUUUAUAAGAGAGGCAUUCCAGAAGUGUAAUGAAGGAUUAAGGGGAAGGAAAAUCUAGAGAGGUAGAUGGAAAAAAGGUUUGAUGUCUGUCAUCUACCCACUAUAUUCACUAUAUUAUGCUGCUACCCAAUGAAAAGAUAGUCGUAUCUGGUUGUUGUUUGUCAUAGCUAUAUUCUCCACUAUUUCUUGUAGGAUGGAUGUGAAGGAUGAAUUAGAUUUGCCUGCCUUUUAGUAGUUACAGGAGGGAUGUACUUGUACUGGUUAAAUAAAUAUUUACAUAGUGGUUUCGCCUAAGCCUAUCAGAAUCCAAAUCAUAUACAGCAGCAUAGUUGAUUCCAUCAAUUAAUGAUACUGCAUAUAUGCCUAUGCAAUGUGAUGAAACCAUGCUGACGAGCAGACGCUUGUGUCUCUGCACCAACUGUAGACCACUUCUUUUAAUAUGAACUAUUUAAACAUUGACUAUGAACCUAUCAUUUUAUUUCUAGGCACACUUAUGAGAAAUGAUUAAGAUUUAUGAUUAAACGCAUUGAUUAUUUCUAGAAUGACAGGAUGCAUAUCAUUCACCCACACAUUCAAGCUAAUAUUGUUAAGUUAUAUAGGAGGAGAGAAGACUAUUUUUGAGCAACAAAACAGAUAACACAUAAAACAAAAAGCAAGUUCAGAGGUUGAUGGUUACGCCACAAUGAAGUUAUGUUUAUUCAGUUUCUGGUCAGUUAUUUUCAUUGAGGUAUGUAUUCUAUGAUCCUAGUUCUACACCAAAGUAGUGCUACAAAAAUGCUUUUUUAUGUAGAUAAAACUUAUCAUAAUGAUAAACCAAUAGCCAAUGCAUCUAGAACUGGGACCUCAACAACAUAUCAUGCUGCUUGGUAUUUGUUUUAUUAGAUAUAGGAUGUACCAGUGCAUGGUCCAGGAUCCUUGAAUGGAAAAAUGAUCAAAUAAAUUUUCUUCAUGGAUAUGCUGUAAUGUUAUGGAAUUGUCAAAUUGAUCUACGAUUACGUCAUGUCAGAUAUUUGUGAGUACUCAACACAAUGAUAUUUGCAGUACAAAAUUACUUUACAGGUCUUUUGAUAAUUUCUCUAUGAUACAGACUUGCAGGUGGUUCAGGGUAUGCAUCAACUGAUUUCUUUCAGGUUCUUUUGUAAUUUGUGAUAAGGACAUUUAGGGUCCAAUUACUUGGAUGAAAUAUGUGAGGGAAAAUAUCACAAAAUUACAUAGGGAUUCUCUAUUAUUUAUUUAUAUUUUGUGAUCUUUUCCCUCUUUUCUCUCAUAUAUUCCAUCCAAAGAAUCGAAUCCUUAGUCCUGCAAGGUAGACUGCACUGCAUGUGUACCAGUUGUGACAAUUGCAUUAGUAGUCCAAAAUAGAGCAUUGAUCAUAGCUUUAAUUUAUUCACUUUUAUUGGCCUAGUUUUUUUAAUAUUAAAUAUUGGUUUAAAAUACUCUAGCUCUUCCAGAAUUUAGAGGUUUUCUCCUUGAGGUAGGCUGAGUAUAAGAAAUCAUCCAGAUGCAAAAUAGCUAUAAGCACAAAGGUAGUAUGGACCAGAGGCACUCAAGUCAUCCAAGUCACAUGUACAAAACGGAUCGUGAGAGGAUGCAGAAUCAUCAGCAGCAUGAUCAUCAGUUGAACUUGGGAAAUUCUUCUAUGUUUCCAGUGGAAAAUACUGGAACCAAUGGAGUGAACCUGGUCACUCAUUUCAACCCUCAUUUGGGGCCAUAUAACCAUCAAUCUGGCAAUUUUCAUUGUCAGGUUCCAGCGAAUGUGCCAGCUAAUGCAGAAACAUCUUAUGAUGAAUAUACACAUUUUCCUUAUGGUGGAAUCAUUAGUCAACAUCCACAACAUACUAUGCAGCAUGGAUUUUUGCAUAACCAAUAUGCAAUGGGGGAUAUUAGGAGGAAUGCCAAUCCAGUCAUUCAAAUGGAGUAUGAACGAGCACCUUAUAAAAGAAAAGAUCCCGCAAACUUCAUGUUUCCUCAAAGGGAAAACAGAAACAAAUAUUACCAUGCUGGAAGUUCUUCCAAUGCAACAACUUCAACUGAAAUUUCACAGGCAAAACCUACUUAUGAUUCACAGCGCUGGCCUUGUGAUCCUGCUAGCUUUAUUCAUAGUUGUAGUAGUCAUGAUUCAUCAAAUUCUAGGAAUGCUUCUCAGAGAAACGUUAGGAGUCGGUAUGAUACAACUAUUCACUUGGAGAACAUCUCAUCUGGAAUCAGAUCAAGUACCAACUUAUCUCAUCAAGUUCAAUCAAUUACAAUUACUCCAAAUGCCAACAUGGGAGGCCAGUGGAAUCAUGACAUAUUUAUAAAUCCUAAUACGAGGUCCUCUUCUUCAGAAACUAGCUCCUUCAAUCAUGAUAUCAACCAUAGUUUUGUUGCAAACUGUGGCACCACUAACAAUAUGGACAUUAGUGGAGGCUACCGCUCCAUUCUGCCGAUGCAGUAUGGUGACUCAUCACGAGGUAGGAUGGUGUCUCUAAGUAUCCAUGAUCAGCGAACAGCUCACGGAGUGAAUCCUAGCUACAUGGCCAUGGAUUUAGCAAUAACACAAGAUUCCAGAUUGCAGAGAGUGGAAUCUGCUGUGCGCGCCAUGCGUCCAACUGCAUUGUCACUAGUUCAUCGGAAUAAUGGGAGAUAUGGAAGAACAAGUCGUUCUAACAGAGUCCUUUCAUUCUUGGACGAGGAUGCUUCUCGUAUUAGUCAGAUGGCCGAGGGAGUAGCUGUGAUGGAUCACUCUGCCUUUUACCAUCCAAUGCAUUUUAUUGAUCAACACCGAGGUAUGCGACUGGACAUAGACAACAUGAGCUAUGAGGAAUUGCUUGCUUUGGAGGAGAGAAUAGGCUAUGUGAGUGUUGGUUUAUCUGUAGAUGCCAUCAGAAGUUGCUUGAGGGAGACACUUUUCUGCUCGGAUCAGACUGAAGAUGACCAUGAAGAAGAUGGCUGCCCAAUAUGCCUGGAAGAAUAUAAAGAUCGCGAAACUCUUGGGCAAUUGAACUGCAAACACAUUUUCCAUUCCAGUUGUGUAAAGAAGUGGCUGCUGAUCAAGAACAUCUGCCCGAUCUGCAAAGCCUCUGCUCUGGAAGACGCUUCAAAGGAAAAAUAGAAAUAAACAAUCACACACGAAAGGCCUUGAACAAUCGCACACAAAGUCUUCAUGUCGUCACAAUAACUUGUAAAUAUAUCGUGUUGUACUUGCAGCAGCUUCUAAUGAAGCAUUCAUUCAGUGUAGGAACAUACUAGUCUCCGUCACAGGGAAUUCUUGAAAUUGUUUUCUGAUUCAAAAGCUACAAGAACCAUGUAUUGCUCCUCUUUCUCCGGAGAUGUGGAGUGUAAACAAUAGGGCUAUGAUGAUGUCAGAAUUUCAUAA
Messenger RNA from Zingiber officinale, 5611 nucleotides. RefSeq names its product probable E3 ubiquitin-protein ligase HIP1. NCBI's taxonomy places the organism in Eukaryota, Viridiplantae, Streptophyta, Magnoliopsida, Zingiberales, Zingiberaceae. The transcript is spliced from 10 exons. Gene Ontology annotation, molecular function: ubiquitin protein ligase activity. Bases 3755 to 5347 code for a protein of 530 amino acids. The record is from RefSeq and is a predicted model, not a curated record.